Molecule: messenger RNA, 1458 nt
Organism: Balaenoptera acutorostrata (minke whale)
Lineage: Eukaryota; Metazoa; Chordata; Mammalia; Artiodactyla; Balaenopteridae
Product: NUT family member 2G-like
Exons: 10
Coding region: 1-1458 (485 amino acids)
Source: RefSeq, a predicted model, not a curated record
AUGCCGCUGGAGGAGGGACUGCGGAGGGCCGUGCAGGAAUGGCGGCGCUUGAGCAACCUUGACCGGAUGAUCUACUACGAGAGGGCGGAAAAGAUGGAGGCGCUGGUGGGGCCCGUCCACUCAGGCAGAGGCAAGUCACAUGCAGAAUGUGGAAAGGACGGAAAUGAGCCGAAGCAGGAAGAGGACGACACCUACAUGGACCCGUGUCUCUUGAGCUACAUGGACAAGCAGCGUUCCCGGGAAGACUCUGUCACCAAGCCAGCUGCCCAGCUGGCCCCUAUCAUUCGCCCAGUGAACUCUGGGCCAUGGCCACAUGGCACUUCCAGGGAGGGCCGCCUGGCCACCAACCAGCCCAACGCCUCGCAGGAUGGCUCCUCUAACCCCCAGAGAGAGUACAGUAACUGCCGACGUUGGCAGCGCUUCAAGCCCCUGGCCCGGAGACACUUUCGCCUGAGUCCUGAUGCAGAAGCUUUUUCCUGCUUUCUCAUCCCAGUGCUUCGAUUCGUGACCCGCCUGAAUCCCACCAUGCCGCUGGAGGAGGGACUGCGGAGGGCCGUGCAGGAAUGGCGGCGCUUGAGCAACCUUGACCGGAUGAUCUACUACGAGAGGGCGGAAAAGUUCAUGGAAUUUGCGGCCGAGGAGGAGAUACACAUUCAGAAUUUGCAGUGCAUGCAGUGCGCGCAGGACCUGCCUCCUCCAGCCCCACCGAAGCUGGAUCCUCGGGGGCCCCCAGCCCCGCUGGUGCCGAAACGACUCCUGGACUUGAAAGAGGACGAGGGUGGGCCGGCAGCCCCGAGCCACAGUGCACCCGGAAUGGGCUCAAGUCCUUCUGAGUCCCACGCUGGCCAAGGUGCUCAGAGGCACGACCAAGACCGCCAUCUAAGGGAGAUUCCCCCUGAGACUGUGAGGGAGUAUGUGGACAGGAUGGAGGCGCUGGUGGGGCCCGUCCACUCAGGCAGAGGCAAGUCACAUGCAGAAUGUGGAAAGGACGGAAAUGAGCCGAAGCAGGAAGAGGACGACACCUACAUGGACCCGUGUCUCUUGAGCUACAUGGACAAGCAGCGUUCCCGGGAAGACUCUGUCACCAAGGUGGAGGCAGUCAUUCACCCUCGAUUCCUGGCAGAAUUGUUUUCCCCAGACCCACAGCUGGAUCUCGUGGCCCUUGCUGAGGAGCUGAAGCAGGAGGAAGGACUCACCCCUGAAGAACUGGUGCAGAAACGACUCCUGGACUUGAAAGAGGACGAGGGUGGGCCGGCAGCCCCGAGCCACAGUGCACCCGGAAUGGGCUCAAGUCCUUCUGAGUCCCACGCUGGCCAAGGUGCUCAGAGGCACGACCAAGACCGCCAUCUAGGGAGAGAGUACAGUAACUGCCGACGUUGGCAGCGCUUCAAGCCCCUGGCCCGGAGACACUUUCGCCUGAGUCCGGAUGCAGAAGCUUUUUCCUGCUUUCACAUGUGA